AUGCAACGUACACCGCCAUCGGCUACUUUUAAAUGUGCAUCCAACCCCGAUAUUCCUAACUCAGCGCUUAAUAUCCGAGAUACUGAUUACUUUGUCGGCCUACGUAAGCGUAAACAACCCGAAUCGGAUAUAGCGAGCUCCGUAGUGGAGGUUGUCGAGCAAAAAAUAAAUGAACAGCUUGCAGCUUGGAAGAAUCGGCUGGACACAAACAUCGCUGAAACCAUAAGAAACGCUGUUGACGCGACACUUGAGCACGAAAUGAGUAAAUUAAUCUCGUCUAUUAGCAACUCACUGAAAGAUAUAACUACUAGACUGGAUGACAUAGAAAAAUCUAUCACCUACUCAGGUGAAAGACAAGAUAAUUUUGAGAGUCGAUUGAAGUUAUUUGAAGAAAAAGUUGUUGCGGGUAGCACCGUGAAUUCCCAAAUUGCCGCCUUAGAGAAUAAAAUUGAAUCAAUGGAGCAACAGGCAAGGCAAUAA
Parnassius apollo (apollo) is the source of this 480-nucleotide messenger RNA. The record is from the annotation of a GenBank genome assembly. NCBI's taxonomy places the organism in Eukaryota, Metazoa, Arthropoda, Insecta, Lepidoptera, Papilionidae.